Molecule: messenger RNA, 837 nt
Organism: Tinamus guttatus (white-throated tinamou)
Lineage: Eukaryota; Metazoa; Chordata; Aves; Tinamiformes; Tinamidae
Source: RefSeq, a predicted model, not a curated record
AUGGAAAGAGGGAGAGGAGGAGGAGGAGGAGGAGGAAGGAACCUGGGCGGCUCGGGCCUGCACAGGAGCGUUUACUCGCAGCCCCAGCAGCAGUACCACUACGCAGCCUCCUCGCAGGGGGGCUGCAUGGAGAUCCAGGAGCUGGCCUCCAAGAGGGUGGACAUCCAGAAGAAGAACUUUUACCUGGACGUGAAGCAGAGCUCCCGCGGGCGCUUCCUGAAGAUAGCGGAGGUCUGGAUCGGCAGAGGCCGGCCAGGCAACAUCAGGAAGAGCCCGCACAGCGUCCUCAAGACGGAGUACAUCGAGCGGGACAACAGGAAGUACUACCUGGAUCUGAAGGAGAACCAGCGGGGGCGCUUCCUGCGCAUUAGGCAAACCAUGAGUCGAGGACCUGGCAUGAUCGGCUACUUCGGCCACAGUUUGGGGCAGGAGCAGACUAUCGUCCUGCCGGCGCAGGGCAUGAUCGAGUUCAGGGAUGCUCUGGUGCAGCUGAUUGAAGAGUACGGCGACGGGGACAUGGAGGAGCGCCGCGGCGGCGGCGGCGAGGAGCCCGCCGAGCUCCCCGAAGGCACCUCGUUCCGAGUGGACAACAAGCGGUUCUACUUUGAUGUGGGAUCCAACAGGUAUGGCAUUUUCCUGAAGGUAAGUGAGGUGAGGCCGCCGUACCGUAACACCAUCACUGUUCCGUACAAAGCGUGGACAAGGUUUGGGGAGAAUUUUAUCAAGUAUGAAGAAGAGAUGAGGAGGAUUUACAACAGCCAUAAAGAAAAAAGAAUGGAUAUCAGAAGGGACAGUGGCGAAGAGCAAGAGGGUCUCGAGUAGAGUGCAUUGAACUGG